Messenger RNA from Closterium sp. NIES-67, 951 nucleotides. Lineage: Eukaryota; Viridiplantae; Streptophyta; Zygnematophyceae; Desmidiales; Closteriaceae. The record is from the annotation of a GenBank genome assembly.
AGGCCACCUUCGCCACUGCCCUCCUCUUCCCUAUCCCCUUCACUUGGCGCUAGGUUUCUGUUUGUGGUCCUCUCUCCUGAAUUAGAACGCCUGUUACAGAAGCGCCAUGGCUGCUGUGACCCAUCAGGCGGCUCUCUCGGCGUCCGCGCCGAGGCUCGCGGUCUCUCGCGCUCAGCUCGGAGCUCCCAAUCGGCUGGCCGCUUCCGCCUCGCCGAUCCUCAGCCCAUGGUGGCGAAGCCUCUCGCAAUCCCUCACCGCCACAGCUCCAGCUGGCCCCAAGUUCCAGGCUGCCAGCCGCCUAUCCGUGCGCGCCAAGGCCGCAGAGGCGGAGGAGGCUGUCGCCGAGGCUCCUGCUGAGGCUGUUGAGGAGGCCCCUGCCAAGGCCAAGCCCCCCCACAUGAAGCACCUGAUGAAUGUGUUGACGCAGGAAGCAGCGCAGACGCUUCGGAAGGAGCGCAACAUUCCAGACUUCAGGCCUGGCGAUGUCCUUGCUCUCCGCGUGGAAGUGCCUGAGAACAAGAGGCGCGUGUCAUUGGUGCGGGGGAUCGUGAUUUCCAGGCGCAAUGGUGGCAUCAACACCACCUUCCGCAUCAGGAGGAUGAUGGCUGGCGUUGGUGUUGAGAUGGUCUUUCCCCUGUACUCUCCCAACAUCAAAGAGAUUAAGGUUGUUGACAGGAAAAAGGCGCGGCGGGCUAAGCUUUUCUACCUGCGUGACAAGCUUGCUCGUCUCUCCACAUUCAACUAGUGCUUACCUGUAAAACAGCUUUGCAGCAUUGAUGUUUGAGCCUUGCCUGGAGUGUAUCAAAGCUGCUUCAAGUUUCCUACCUCCAGUUGUGCGUUAUGCCCUAUAUAGAGAAGUCAAAUAUGACAGGUUUCAGAAAUGUGGGCCAUCAUGGUAAGGUUGUGGCCAAUUUGAUUUCCAACUGAAAAUAUCUUAUGUUGACGCAACGU